Molecule: messenger RNA, 960 nt
Organism: Stereum hirsutum FP-91666 SS1
Lineage: Eukaryota; Fungi; Basidiomycota; Agaricomycetes; Russulales; Stereaceae
Product: NAD-P-binding protein
Exons: 9
Coding region: 1-960 (319 amino acids)
Molecular function (GO): oxidoreductase activity
Source: RefSeq, a predicted model, not a curated record
AUGGGCAAAUUUUGGGACUUCGUGGUUAUGAUGGCUAACGAAAGCUUUCCUCCAAAGCCAACGUGGACUACCGAGGAUGUUCCCGAUCUCACGGGAAAGGUCAUUAUAGUCACAGGAGGGAAUUCUGGUCUUGGUCUCGAACUGACGAAGGUCCUUGUAUCGCGAAAUGCUACUGUGUAUAUAGCAUGCCGUAGCAAGGAGAGAGCUGUAAUUGCGCUCGAAGAGAUCAAGGCGGACACUAAUGGACGCGAGGCUAAAUUCCUACACCUAGACUUGGCCGACCUCGACUCAGUACGCACGGGUGCUGAAGAGUUCUUGAGGAACGAGACACGGCUCGACAUUCUAUACAACUCCGCUGGUGUUAUGAUACCUCCGAUGGAGCAGCUUUCUGCCCAAGGAUACGACCUUCAGAUGGGAACCAACGUUCUAGGUCAUUUCUAUCUCACCAAACUACUUCUUCCCACCCUUCUCGCCACCGCCACACUCGAACCUGGGUCAUACAACAAGCCUCGGAUCGUGACCGUCUCUUCUGGUGCCCACCAUCUACACGAUAUCGACUACGCCACGCUCAAAGACGGACCCGAGCGACGAAGACUUGGCACUCAGGCAUUAUAUGCACAGAGCAAGUACGCUUCGGUCGUCUUCGCGAGAGAGUUGGCGAGAAGGUAUGGUGACCAAGGACUCGUUUCUAUCGCCAUGAACCCAGGGAACUUGAAGACGAAUCUGCAGAAAGAGGUGGCCGGGUGGCAGCGGGUAAUCGUCGAUUGGAUGCUUCAUUCGGUGCUUCCGAACGGUAUUCUUACCCACCUUUACGCUGGUACCGCGGAGGAAGCGGCCGACUACAACGGAAAAUAUCUGAUACCUUGGGCUCGUCUGGGGAAGGCACGGACCGAUACCCAGGAUCCGAAACGUGGAGAGGAGCUAUGGGCUUGGCUCGAGGAACAAGUCAAUAAUCGUUGA